AGCAUUGGGGCUUCUCAAGGGACAAGGGGGGUUCCAGCUGGGUUUGGGACCCCCUCACCCGCAAGGGGCCCCACACCUGCUGGCAGGGGACGGAUGCCCGAGGGGCCCCGCAGUGGUUCAGCAGACAGGUGCCAUGGCUGGCCCAGGUGACCAAAGCUACGUUCGGGAAUUCACCCGCCACUCCAGUGAUGUCCUGAUGAACCUGAACGAACUGCGCAAGCGAUGCAUCCUGACGGAUGUCACCUUAAGAGUCGGAGGGUGCCCACUGCAUGCCCACAAAGCCGUCCUGACCGCCUGCAGCGGCUUCUUUUACUCCAUCUUCCUGGGCCAAGGGGGCCACCAAGUGAGUGUCUUGACCCUCCCCAGCUCCAUUGAACCGGCCGGAUUCCAGGCCAUCCUGGACUUCAUGUACACAUCUCGCCUGCUGCUCACCCCGGGCACCGUGCCGGCCGUCCUGGCUGCCGCAUCCUACUUGCAGAUGGAACAUGUGGCCGAAAGCUGCCAUCGCUUCAUCCAAGCCAGCUAUGACUGUGUCAACUCUUUAUUGGCCCCUCCGGCACCCACCUUCUUCCACCAUGAUUUCCAGACUGUAGAAGGCACAGAAGAAGGCUCAUCCGCUGCUGUUUAUCAAAGACGGGCGCCAGAUGGUCCCAUUCCGGCUGCAAUCACCACUACCUUGCCCGCCAUAUCCUACAGUCCCAAAGACAAGCCAUUGGGGUCCCUUCUUUCCCCUGGAAAUGGGGGUCAGUCUCCUCCGGGCCGGCCAGCCUCACCUCGGGGGUCCAGCACCCCUGACCCCAAGGCUUGCCACUGGAAGAAGUACAGGUUCAUCAUCCUGAACUCCAGGCUGCAUGAAGAGGUGGAAGAGGAAGAGGAGGAAGAGGAAGGGAGGCUGGACCCCCCAACAUCCCUUACCCACACGGAUACGGGUAGAAACACCUCUGGAAUGGGACAAAGCAUCCUGCGCAGGACUUCCUUGGCUCUUCCCCGCUGUUCAGUCUGCAACCAAGGCUCAUUUGGAGUUGGCCAGGGAUCGUACCACUUUGGAGAGUUUGAUCUGCCGGUUCUUCAGGAAGGUAUUGGAGGGCCCAAUCCCCCAACAGCCACCAACGACUCCCUAGAGAAGCCAUACAAGUGUCACUUCUGCAGCUCAGGCUUCCGCUACAAAGGAAACCUGGCAAGCCAUCGGACGUUGCAUACAGGAGACAAGCCAUACCACUGCGGCAUUUGCGGGGCGCAGUUCAACCGGCCGGCUAACCUCAAGACCCACCUGCGCAUCCAUUCCGGCGAGAAGCCCUACAAGUGCGAGACCUGCGGAUCCCGGUUUGUACAGGUAGCCCACCUGCGGGCCCACGUCCUGAUCCACACCGGAGAGAAGCCGUACCCAUGCGGGACGUGCGGGACACGUUUCCGGCACCUCCAGACCCUCAAGAGCCACAUCCGCAUCCACACUGGAGAGAAGCCCUACCAGUGCGAGAAAUGCAACAUCCGCUUCCGUCACAAGAGUCAGCUCCGGCUUCACCUGCGGCAGAAGCACGGCGCCGUCACCAACACCAAGAUGCGCUACAAAGUCCUGGACGGCCCGUAUGCCACCCUUUGCUGAGGAGCAGCAACCCAUUCUGGAAUCCCGGGAGUUGUAGUUUUGCAAGGUCUUUGGCCUUACCUGACCGAAAGUGCAAGUUCAUUACCAAACUACAACUCCCACGAUUCCGUCACAGCCCAGAUGCACUUGCAGAGCUCUGCUGGCAGAGCCGAUGCAUCAAAACUCUAUAAAAGCUUAAUAAGCUUCGGGAGCAAAGAGGUUUGAAACUGCAUUAUGUGGUCAGUGUAGACCAGACUUGAGCAAACUUCAGCCCUCUGGGUGUUUUGGACUUCAAGUCCCAUCGUUCCUAACAGCCUCAGGCCCCUUUCUUUUCCCCCUCCGCUGCUUAAGCGGAUAAGUGGAUAGUCUUCAAGGGCAGCCCGAGGUCCACAGCAUUGCAGUAGUCAAGUCCAGAGGUCAUCAAAUGAGUACAGAAAUGUAUUGUCUAAACCAGCUUCUGGAUAGUCUUCUAGGGCAGCCCCAUGUACAUAGCAUUGCAGCAGUCCAGUCUAGAGAUCAUCAAAUGAGUACAGAAAUGUAGUGUCUAAACCAGCUUCUGGGUAGUCUUCUAGGGCAGCCCCAUGUCCAUAGCAUUGCAGCAGUCCAGUCUAGAGGUCAUCAAAUGAGUACAGAAAUGAAGUGUCUAAACCACUUCUGGAUAGUCUUCUAGGGCAGCCCCAUGUCCAUAGCAUUGCAGCAGUCCAGUCUAGAGGUCAGCAAAUAACUACAGACAUGAAGUGUCUAAACCAGCUUCUGGAUAGUCUUCUAGGGCAGUCCCAUGUCCAUAGCAUUGCAGCAGUCCAGUCUAGAGGUCAUCAAAAUGAUGAAAAAAGGGGUAAGAUUUAUACGGCGGAGGGGGAAAAGGAAAGGGCCCGAGGCUGUUAGGAAUGAUGGGACUUGAAGUCCAAAACAUCUGGAGGGAGGGUCCAAGUUUGCCCAGGACUGACCUAUACCCUAUAAUGCUCUUACCAAUCUUGCUAGGAAUGAUGGGAAUUGUAGUCCAAUAGGCCUGGAGCAUGCCAGGUCAGUGAACCCUAAAUUAAUGGGGAUUUAUUGUUUUAUAAUAAUGCGUUUCUCAUAUAAUGAUGAUGAUGAUAUUUCCUUUGCUGCUUUUUUUUUCUUAUUUCUGCCCAUCUUCCUCUUUGCAAUUUUGCUCAUUCUGUGAUCCUUCAGGAAAGGUAUUAUUGGGAAGUCUGUUUUGGAAUUGAGUUGGCGAAGAAGAGAGGUCUGGAACCUUCAAUAAAUAAUAUUCUAGAAGAGGUCUGGAACCUCUUUUCUGUAUCUGGAAGGAAGGAAGGGACGAAACGGAUGUAUGUAUAGCGGGGUCAGCCACCGAGGGUGCAUCUACACCAUAGAUUUAAUGCGGUUUGACACCACUUGAACCUGGUGCAAUACUAUGGGAUCUUGGGAGGUGUAGUUUGGCAAGGUCUUUCACCCUAUUCCAUAACACUGAGCCAAAGCAGUUCAAGUGGUUUCAAACUGCAUCAGUUCUAUAGUGUAGAUGUGUUCACUGGGCACAUAUUAGCCUUUGAAUCAUAUAUGGCCCAACACUAUUUGUUCCCAUUUGUGGCUGAGAGAGUGACCCUUUCUAAUGAUUCAGUGUACACAAGCUAUGUUUCAUGCAUAACCGUUAUUAAAACAAUAUUGUAUAAAAUGA
Anolis sagrei ordinatus is the source of this 3239-nucleotide messenger RNA. RefSeq names its product BCL6B transcription repressor (gene BCL6B). Gene Ontology annotation, biological process: regulation of transcription by RNA polymerase II. The record is from RefSeq and is a predicted model, not a curated record. Gene Ontology annotation, cellular component: nucleus. NCBI's taxonomy places the organism in Eukaryota, Metazoa, Chordata, Lepidosauria, Squamata, Anolidae. Gene Ontology annotation, molecular function: DNA-binding transcription factor activity, RNA polymerase II-specific; protein binding.